AUGGAAUUGGCAUCACAAGCAUUAAAUAUUGUACGUGAUACAACAGAAAAUUUAACAUACAAAAUAACUGGACUUUUUCAACGUACAACUCAUGAUCCCCAAUCAGAUUAUGCUGAAUUAGUAGAAGAUGAACAUGGAAAUCAACAACGACGUAUUAAAACAAUACCAGCAACAUCAGCAAAUUAUGGUUCAUAUAAUUAUUCACGUUUUCCUCUUGUUAAUAGAAUACGAAAUAUGCCUGUACGAUAUCAAACAGCAUUUCUUAGUUCAUUAGGUUUUCUUAUAUCCUUUGGUAUUCGAUGUAAUAUGGGUGUUAGUGUUGUGGCAAUGACACAUAAUGAAACAGAAAAAUUACCAAAUGGAACAGUUAAAUUAAUAAAACUUGCGGAAUUUGAUUGGACACCUGGUAUAAUUGGUAUUGUUGAUAGUUCUUUCUUUUGGGGUUAUCUUAUUACUCAAGUACCUGGAGGAUAUUUAGCAGCAAAAUUUCCAGCUAAUCAUGUAUUUGGUAUUGCACUUGGUAUAUCAUCAGUUCUUAAUCUUUUUAUUCCAUUUGCUGCAAAAUUUCAUUAUGGAUUUGUAAUGAUUGUUCGAAUUUUACAAGGACUUGUUGAAGGUGUUACUUAUCCUGCAGCACAUGGUAUUUGGCGUUGGUGGGCACCACCUUUAGAAAGAAGUACAUUAGCAACAAUAUCAUUUACUGGUUCAUAUGCUGGUGCCGUUCUGGGAAUUCCUUUAUCGGGAAUUCUAACUGAAUAUUUGAAUUGGCAAGUUGCAUUUUAUUUUUAUGGUGUAAUUGGCAUUAUAUGGUCUAUCGGUUGGUGGUAUAUAUCAUAUGAGAGACCUGCAAUUCAUCCGAAGAUUAGCGAAGAAGAACGUAUUUAUAUUGAAGAAAGUAUUGGCGAAGCAAGUUCAGUUGCUAAUAAAUCUUGGAUAAAACCACCAUGGCGUUCAUUUUUUACAUCGAUGCCUGUAUGGGCAAUAAUUGUAGCUAAUUUUUGUCGUUCAUGGUCAUUUUAUUUGUUAAUUAAUUCUCAAGCUGAAUAUUUUCGCGAAGCUCUUGAUUAUAAUGUUGGAAAGGAUCCAUUUUUAGCAGCAAUGCCACAUUUAGUAAUGUCAUGUAUUGUACCAUUUGCUGGUAAAUUAGCAGAUCAUUUACGAACAAAUUAUUUAUCAACAACGGCUGUUCGAAAAAUAAUGAAUUGUGGUGGUUUUGGUAUGGAAGCUGUUUUUCUUCUUCUUGUUGCUUAUGCAAAAAAUCCUCGAUUAGCUAUUGGAGCAUUGACUGUUGCUGUUGGUUUUAGUGGAUUUGCUAUUUCAGGAUUUAAUGUAAAUCAUCUUGAUAUAGCACCACGUUAUGCAAGUAUUCUUAUGGGAAUUUCAAAUGGUGUUGGAACAUUAGCUGGUAUGUUAUGUCCUGUUGCUGUCGAAUUUUUAACUAAAAAAGGAGAACGAAGUGAAUGGGCACAUGUAUUUCUGAUAGCUUCAUUGGUACAUUUUGGUGGUGUUAUUUUUUAUGGAAUGUUUGCAUCAGGUGAAAAACAACCAUGGGCUGAACCAGAACCCGAAAAUGAUAAUGCAUCACCAUGGGGACCUAAUGAAACAUAUAAACCUGGUGGUGGUGGAGAUCAAUUUGCAUCCUAUGGAUCAACAAUAACAGAUGGUACCGGUGGUUAUCAAGUCGCUGAUUCAUAUCCUAAUGGAAAUUCUACAAAUUUCUCUAAUAGAAACAAUGAACAAACAAGUUCAAUUCCUCUUACAAUUGAAAAUCCUAUGUAUCGUAAUUAUCGUUAG
Messenger RNA from Adineta steineri, 1794 nucleotides. Lineage: Eukaryota; Metazoa; Rotifera; Eurotatoria; Adinetida; Adinetidae. The record is from the annotation of a GenBank genome assembly.